UCCCGUCGACGUGGCCACGCGGAGGCGGCGGCGGCGAUGAGAAGAAGCAGCAGCAACAGCAGAAGCAGCAGCAGCAGAAGAAGCAGCAGCAGUAGCAGAAGCAGCAGCAGCAGAGGGGGGUGACCGCGAGAGUGCGGCAAGGUUGGCGGUGGCGGUGGAGGAGGUUUCUAGGAGGCCGGGCUUCUAUCUUGUUUGUCUGCAGGCUGACGUGAGAAACAAACGAAACUUGCAGCUUGAAGGAUGGAGGGAGAUGAGAGUAAGGUGGACGCUGCUGAGGAGGAGGUUGCAGAAACUGUGGACGUGGAAAUGAGUGCCGUUGUGAGCGGCACGGAGGCAGGAGCAGAACCAGUGGCAGAAGAUUCCAGCUCCACAGGUAGCGGAGAGGACGAGCCUGUGUCAGCCAACCCUGAUGGUGUGGAUGCCAAGGAGGUUGUCAAGGAGGAUGUCAAGGAGGUUGUCAAGGAGGAUGUCAAGGAGGAUGUCAAGGAGGUUGUCAAGGAGGAUGUCAAGGAGGUUGCCAAGGAGGUUGCCAAGGAGGUUGCCGAGGAGGUUGCCAAGGAGAUUGCCAGGGAGGAUAUCAAGGAGGAUGUCAAGAAGGAUGCAAAAGAAGAUGCAAAGGAAGAGGCCAAGGAUGAUUCCAAGAAGGAUGCCCUGAGCACAGCCGACACCAGCGAGGGUCCAGGAGAGACCCAGACAGCUCAGCCCGCCACGCGGAAACGACCAGAACCCAAGCCGGGUUCCCCUUCCCCCGUGGAACCAGACACCCAACCACAGCCACCACAAGAGGCUUCUCAAGGAGGGGGCUGGGGGUCGUGGGGCAGCUGGGGAAAAUCCCUUCUUACCUCCGCAACUGCAACAGUCUCCUCCGUUGGCCAUGGAAUAACACACGUCAUGGAGAAAGCCGAAGCUUCUCUGGGCAUCCCAACACCGGCUGAUCUUUCGGCAGAUCAGAAGCAGGCCGAGGAUGCUGCAGUGGAGACCACCACCCCACCAAAUGAGUCAGCGACGGAGGCAAGCGGCAGCCCUGUGGUGGAAGGGCAAGGAAAACCAGUUUCACCGACGGGUGGGGCGUUCGGCAUGCUGUCUAAAUACGGUGGCAUGACUGCAUCCGCGAUUACAAAUGCUGUGCAGAAUACGAGCAAGACCGUCAUCACUGGUGGCCUCGAUGCACUUGAGCUGAUUGGCAAGAAGACGAUGGACAUCUUGGCGGAGGGGGAUCCUGGCUUUCGGCGUACAAAGGGUCUUCUGCACAAGACGACCACCCUCUCUCAGGUCCUGCGGGAGGCCAAGGAAAAGGAGGAGCAACGUCUGUCUCAGGAAGGUGCGGCCGGGGUGAUUGGUGAUGGGAAGAAGGCCCACUAUGGCCUCCUCUUCGAUGAGUUCCAGGGCUUGUCUCAUCUGGAGGCCCUGGAAAUACUGUCCAAUGAGAGUGAGAACAAGGUGCAGGCCGUGAUAGCGGCAUUGUCGGGAGAAGACCUGGAUCGCACUCGGCAUGAGUUGGAGCAGAUUAAAUCUGCGCUCGCCCUGGAGGAGUUGGACGAAGAGGUGGAGGCCACCGACGAAAAAGGAGAAGAGGGCCAUGAUUUUGUGAACGUCAUAACUGAGCUCCUCUUCAGCCUUCACGUUGGGGUCACACCGGACAAACUCAACAAGGCGAGAGAAAAAGCGGACACCUGGCUGAGGGAAGUGGGCGAGGAGACUCUGAAGGAGGAGGAGGAGGAGAAGAAUGCGGAGGAGAGCCCGAAACAGAAGAAAACCGUGCAGGACAUCCAUGGCUUGUGCAUCGAGAGCCUGGCGGAGGUGACCGCUCGCUCCAUAGAGCAGUUCCACAAGGCCGGGGAGCUCAUCCUGCACGGCACGGAGCAGGAGCACACAGCCCUGCAGAGGGCGCACAGCCUCACCAGGUUAACAGUGGUCUUGUGCAAGGAGUUGUCGACGCUUUCAACAAAGUUUACAAACUGCUUGAGCACCGUUGGGGCUCACGAGAAGUCAGAGGUGCUGAAUCCACUCAUCACCAGCAUUUUCUUGGAGGCCUCAAACAGCACGACGUACAUCCAGGAUGCCUUCGCACUGUUGCUGCCCAUACUACAGGUUUCUCACAUUCGGCAAGAUGUGGACAGUGCCUCCUCCUCCUCCUUCGCCUAAGGCUGAUGAUAUGCUGAGUUGUAGCACAAUCACUCCUGCGGUGUGCCGUCAUGCCCCAAGUAAACUAUAAAGGGAUCAGCGGGAGUUGUGCUCUCUCGUGGACUGAACAAGAAUGUGUUUGCACUCACCAGACCUUCCCAGUUCCCCUGGGUUUUUGUAUCACGUCUUGAUGCAUCGCAAAAAGAUUGGCUAUCAACGAGGACAGGUGGCAUGGAUUGCUAACACCUUUGUCUCAGUGUUGAGCCAGCACCUCUGGGAUUGGUUCGAAUCUCGGGGGGGGCCUCGAUGAAAGAUUAAACCACGUUCUCAAGCACAGCCGGAUUUAAGUUCCUGACUGGCAUUCUCAAGUGAACUUGCCGGAACAAACAUCUCUCGUACCUUGCGCUUGGCAAAACGAAUGCUAUUAAAUUAAGAACAAACAUCCGCGAGAAAAACCAUUACCUUGUUUACAUUUAAAAACACUACCAUUACCACACCCAUUGAAAGUAACGGCACAAAAGUUUGUUGAAAAUCCAGUGGUUGGCAUUUGCAGGCUUUUGAUGUCCCUGUGUAUCUUGACUGACUGAGGCCAAAUUGAUCGGCCAGUGUCAACUUGCCAUGAGAGAGGAAUUUGAAGUGUCUGUUAUUUACGAGAGGCGAUUGAAUGUCUGUGGCCUGACAUGGAGAGCAAUAAGUGAAGCUUAGGAAAUGUAUCUUGACACACAUUCUUGAAAAGGGCAAUUAACUUAGGCCAUUUGUUUCAGGGUUUUAACCCCUAUCAGGAUGGAAUGUUCCUCUUGCUUCUUAAACCAUUAUUUCACAGCACGUAAUUUCACUGCCACUGAAACAUUUAUUUUUUCAGCAAAUCACCACAAAUUGUUUUUUCUUUCUCUUUUUCUUGGUUCUUUCGGUAAAGUCACGUAGAAGGAAAAUAAUAAAAUAAUAAAAAUAAAACAUUUAAUAAUUCUCACGACGUUUCGGCCACAAUGGAAGCAGCCGUCUUCAGGUGGAGAACAGGUCUGUCGAGAAGACAGACCUGUUCGAGAAGACAGACCUGUUCUCCACCUGAAGACGGCUGCUUGCGUUGUGGCUGAAACGUCGUGAGAAUUAUUUUAUUAUGUUUUAUUUGUAUUAUUUAAUUAUUUCCCUUCUACGUGACUUUACCAAAAGAACCAAGAAGAUGAAUCCCUGCAGUCACGAAAGCUUUAAAUCGAAAUUUACACCACAACUUUGUAAACGGAAGUCACUUGUAGCCAGUAUUGGGGGGGAUUUCUUCAAUAUGUUAUGGAUAUCUUAUAAUGUCUCCCCAUAUUCCUCUGAGGUCUAAAUAUUUCUCCACAAUUCGGUUAAAUAAAAAGCAAGGUUUCAAGUAUCUAUUCAAAUGACCGGUAUAAUCCAUUGCUAUGAAAUGCAAUACUGCUUUAACAUUGCAAACUUAUACAGCGAAACGUGUCCCCGUUUUGUCGUAGCACCAAUACUUUGUGAGGCUCCAGAUUCUUCGAUCGGUGUGAGUGUCGUGCCUGUGCGUGGCCAUUCUGGUUUUAAGCCCACGCGCAGUUGCAAACAAACAUCGAGGUGCUGAUUUUGAGAAUGUGGCCCCUGUGGCUGCCAAAUGAGCAAACCACUCCAGCAAGGUUAAUUUUUAAUAAUGAAAGAAAGGAAAAUUUAUAAAGGACCUCUGACCACCCAAUUCUAUAAGCUGCUGCAAUAAUAUUUUGUUUUUUUUUACGUUUGUAUGACCGCGUCUGUUUUCUUUCCGAGGUAAUUGCCAUUGGAAGUCUCAGAUAAUGACUUGUCAAAUGUAUCAACUUAUUCACCUGCGCUGUAGGCAAGAAUGGAAGCGCUUUCGGCGCAUAGGAAAUAUGUCGGUGGAUCCCAAGUGGGUAGAGAAAUUGAAAAUGAGGCCAGUGUGGAAGAAAUGUUUGUCCAACCUAAUUCCUCUCAAUCCUGUGCAGCGUAGCAAUGUUGCUGCUUCUGUUACCUUGCACAAUAAAUAAUGGGUUAAGGAAAAUAAACAAAAAUGAAAAUGUUCCGUCUGACGCAUGCUUUUGCAGAAACAUCUACAGAACAUUGCUUAUUGCCACUAGCAACAGAGACAUUGUUUUAAUACAAUCAUUGCUUAGGAAUUGCUGUACUGUAUUUAGUAAAUAUUCAGUUGUAUCGCAAUGAUUUUUUUGGAUUGUGUUGUUCCCGUUUGUUGACAGUGUAAGUUCUCCAAGUUUCCUUUCUAAUUUUUGUCUUUUAUUUUCAAGCAUCGCUACUAAUUCCAUGUUGCUGCAAGUUUCAACCACGAGCACUGACAUGCUUAACACAUUCAACUCUUUUAACGUGAAGUCAUUUGAUGUACCUUACCCGCGCUGAUGAAUCAAACAUUUUGAUACGAUACAUUGUUCUUGUGAAAUAAGUUCAAGAGGUUUCAAAUGUAUAAGACAAGUAGGUGGCUGGGAUGUUCAUUGUAGACUGUGUACGUUGUUUGCACCCGGCAUGUCAGUUUCUGUGAAAUCAUGGGUUCCCUUUUGACGUGCGUAGACUUUGUCUUAUUCACCAAUGAUUACGCAACCGAAGACGAUCCUAUGCAAUAAAUGCAGCCUUACCCAAACACUAAAGGGAAAAACAUGUUUGCAAGACAAAAGCAAAGCUGCAAUCCUCGCACCCUAUAACAAGGCAUUUAAUUAAAAGUAGGUUUAAAGAAGACGGAUCGUUAUGGGUGUCUAGUUUAAGGAUUUGUACUCUGCCGUGGCCGAUGCUUUGCCAAUGCUGAUCUGACGGUUGUCCAAAAACGGACAAGAAUAUGCAUUACCUUGUGCAGAGUAAUACUUUAGCAGCCUAAUAGCAGCAGCCUCAUGUCGGGUAGGAAAGUGCAAUCACGAGUUUUUGCUCAUAUCUAUGCUCAACAUUCCGAUUAUUUAAAACGACUGAAGGGCUGCCUGUCAAUAGCAUGCAAUGUAUUUUAUUGACCUGUGUUUGAAACCUAUAAAUAAAUAAAAACUUCAAUUCUCCUUA
Lethenteron reissneri (Far Eastern brook lamprey) is the source of this 5127-nucleotide messenger RNA. RefSeq names its product protein FAM114A2-like. The record is from RefSeq and is a predicted model, not a curated record. Lineage: Eukaryota; Metazoa; Chordata; Hyperoartia; Petromyzontiformes; Petromyzontidae.